Messenger RNA from Tachyglossus aculeatus (Australian echidna), 654 nucleotides. It is a transcript of the gene DUSP22, whose product is annotated as dual specificity phosphatase 22. NCBI's taxonomy places the organism in Eukaryota, Metazoa, Chordata, Mammalia, Monotremata, Tachyglossidae. The transcript is spliced from 4 exons. The record is from RefSeq and is a predicted model, not a curated record. Gene Ontology annotation, cellular component: cytosol. The coding region runs from base 1 to 654 and encodes 217 amino acids. Gene Ontology annotation, biological process: transforming growth factor beta receptor signaling pathway; regulation of cell population proliferation; protein dephosphorylation. Gene Ontology annotation, molecular function: protein tyrosine/serine/threonine phosphatase activity.
AUGCCCGAAGUAGCUGCCAAAGAGUUGCUUGUGAAGGUGAGGGAAAGAGCAGGAGAUGGCGAGGAAGAAAAGCAAAGAUGUUUAGUAGGGAAUGGAAACAGGACAUCAGGUGUAACAGCCACUAUUUCUAGUUCAGCGACAAAGGGGAUGGCAGUCACUACUGGUUUCCUAUUUUAUUCCCUUAAAAUGGAUGCAACAGCGAAGCCUGGAAAACCCUGGACCAGGCACUUCAAAGAAAACAUCAAAUUCAUUCAUGUGUGCCGGCUUAGAGGUGAGAGCUGUCUUGUUCACUGCCUGGCAGGGGUGUCCCGGAGCGUGACACUGGUAGUUGCCUACGUUAUGACUGUCAAUGACUUUGGCUGGAAGGAUGGACUGCACACUGUCUGGGCAGGAAGAUCCUGUGCUACUCUCAACGUGGGCUUCCCGAAGCAGCUCCAGGAAUUUGAAAAGAAUGAAGUUCAACAGUUUCAGCAGUGGCUGAAGGAAGCUUAUGGAGAAAGCCCUCUGCGGGAUGCAGAACAAGCCAUAAGCAUUCUGGGUAAAUAUAGAGAGCAAGUGCAUGCUGAGUCCCAGCAGAAUGCAAGCAGGUGGCGAUGGAGUAGCUUUUCAACUCCUCCAUCUUUGGCAUACGGUAACUAUAAAAUGGAGACAUAA